This is a messenger RNA of Asparagus officinalis (garden asparagus), 888 nucleotides long. RefSeq names its product GPI-anchored protein LLG1-like. The record is from RefSeq and is a predicted model, not a curated record. The transcript is spliced from 3 exons. The coding region runs from base 261 to 767 and encodes 168 amino acids. Lineage: Eukaryota; Viridiplantae; Streptophyta; Magnoliopsida; Asparagales; Asparagaceae.
CCAACCAUUACCCGCGUUCAGAUGCUCCUGCGGACCACGUUACCGCCUCCCAGCUCCCCAAACCCGCGUCCUCUCUCCCAAUUUGUCGCUGUCUCCAACGUUCUCGAUUUUAAUCGCGAAUUCUGCGGCGGAAUUCAAUCCCCAAAGGAACCCAGUUCUCUUUCUCCUUCGGCCUCUUUGCCCUUCAUCCUCCCCCCUCUCUCUCACCCGCCAUUGAAUUCGAGGGAGGAGAGAGAGAGAAACCCUAGAAGCGACGAUCAAUGGAUCUCAAAGGUCGAUUCUUGCUCCAGGUGCUUGUCUUUGUGCUAGCGGCUGGCCUCGCCGCCUCGACCGCCUUCAUCUCAGAUGCUGCGCUCCAAGCUCAGAGAUCUACCGGCCGGAAUCUCCUGCAGACGAGAAAAUCUUGCUCUGUAAACUUUGAGUUCAUGAACUACACAAUCAUCACAAGCAAAUGCAAGGGACCCCUAUACCCGGCUAAGCUCUGCUGCGACGCUCUCAAAGACUUUGCAUGCCCUUAUGCAGAUGAGAUCAACGAUGUCACAAAUGAAUGUGCCUCGACUAUGUUCAGUUACAUAAACCUUUAUGGUAAAUAUCCUCCUGGCCUCUUUGCUAGCGAGUGCAAAGAAGAUAAAAUAGGGCUUGUUUGUCCUGCUGAGUCUCCAAAGGCGGCUCAGGAUGCUGAUGCCAGUGGUGCUUAUGUUACAAGGAUGAUCUUUCCUCAGAUUGGUCUUGUAUCGGCGCUUGUUCUAGGGUUUCUUUUCUCUUGAAGAUUGCUUGCAAAUGGAUAAUCAUUUGAUGGGUGACUUGACAUUUCAAUGUGUAUAUGUAUUGUGCUGAAACAAUUAUUUGGCAAUGAAAUUUAUUUUCAGAUUUGAUUUUUUUGGCUCA